Molecule: messenger RNA, 3169 nt
Organism: Marchantia polymorpha subsp. ruderalis
Lineage: Eukaryota; Viridiplantae; Streptophyta; Marchantiopsida; Marchantiales; Marchantiaceae
Source: the annotation of a GenBank genome assembly
UGAUACAGAGAAUGUUGCUUGUGUCUGUGUGCUGGGGGAGAGAGAGACAGAGGCAGUGCUUUGGCCAGAAGGUGCUGGGAAGGACUAGGACAUGCACACAGUUUAUAUUUUUGGGGGUGGGUCUGGUAGCCUUCAUUCUUCCAUUCCAAUCCUUCCUUCCCUCUGCUUGAGUGAGUGAGUGAGAGAGAGAGAGAGAGAGAGUUUUGAGAGUGAGUGAGUGGAUUGCUCCUUUCUCCUGCUUGGCUUGCCUUUGCACUGCUGCCACCUCCUCACGGCUUUCCACAAAUGUUGGAGGAGUUGAUGUAUACAGUGAUCAUCCGAGCCUGUUGGAUUGAUGGGAGGGGCUGAUUGAAUGAUUGAGCGAGUUGCAAGGGAAAUCCGUUUUCUGAGCGAGUUUUAGAGAGAGAGAGAGAGAGAGGAGAGUGUCUUCGUUUGUCGAGAUUCGUAGCAGGUUGUUGUCGAGUUUUGUGUGUCUGUGAAGGUCGAUUGCUGGGGACAGGCUUUUGGCCUCAGGUGCUUUCUGGUCCAUUGCGCCUGCCUUGUGCUGGUGCACAGAUUCUUUUCAGAGAAGAAGGGUGAAGGGGAGAGGGGAAAGGUUUGUGAAAGCAUAUUGUGCAGUUGUGCAUGAGUGUGGGGCUCGAGAGGAGAACUUGGGACGAUUGAGUGAUUCUGAGAGAGAGAGACACGAAGCGAAGGAAAGGGUGGGGAGGAGGCAGUGGAGUGGAUAGGAGUGAGUUUAGUUGGUGGUUGGUUUCAAAACGUUGACAUCAUUUCAGAAGCUACUGCUGCAGAAGCACAUUCUCUCGAGCAAUUUGGUUCAACAUGGUCAGUGAUGGCCUGUUUAUAUUUCUCCUGACCGACCCUGCAUUCGAUUCUUCAUGGCUUGCUGCUUCUCGUGCUGUAUGCCUCGCUUUGCGCGCCUGCAUGCACGCUUGAUUGCUUUCGGUCGGUCAAGUUUCUUCAAUUAUGGUCCGGAACGCUCAUCAUUUCUUCUCGUCUGCUGGCCGAUUGCCCUUCCAUCCCAUCCCACCGCAUCCCCUCCACGAGUCUCUCGCAUCCUCUUCCCUUCCCUCACCCACCCCGACGUAACUAGCGUGGAGGCGCGUUUUGCUCCACGAAUAUUUUUUUUACACACCAGUUCAUUCGCUCAUUCAUCAUCCAUCCAUUCUUCAGUCAUCCCAUAUUCUCUCCGCUUCAUGUUCCCCGAAUUUGAAUUUCUGCCUCAGACGCCGCGUUUACUCUGCAAUCUCAGUUUCCUCUCAUCAUGGUGAGUUUCUGCGGAAAAUCGUGGACGAUUCUGGGGAGAAAUCGUUGCAGAGCGAGGCGCAGUUUGAUUUUGUUUAUUUUCCAAUUCGAGCGUGAGUAGAAUUGUGUCGGAUCCAAGCGGGAAUGUGCGGCACCCGGAGGCGACGAAGGCUUCGGAUAACUGUGCCUGACCUCGACGGGUCCACAGUUCCGCUCGGUGAAGAGCAAGGAUGAGGGCGGGCGAGCGAGUGAUAGAGGGAAGGAGGGAGGUCGAAGGUGAGGGAGUGGGCAAUUGCGGGAUGGGUGGAGGCCGGGCUGCUCACGGCGAUCUUGUAAUGGCAAGCCGUGAAGAGGAUCGACCAUUCAUUGCACAUUCAAAUACUCAGGAAUUGCUAAUUGAUCCGGGCAUAAAUUGUGGCGAGUUUUUGUUUGACGUGGGAGCGGAGAAUCUUUGCAUAGUUUGUAGGGUUAUGGGCGAUGUUUAUAAGAGUGAAGCGGAAAAAGACCACGUACUUCCUCCACUGCGAUCCGUCCGAGACUGUACUGGAGAUCAAACAGAAGCUGCAAGCACUUAGCGACAACCCUGUCGAUUGCCAGCGACUGAUUUUGCUAUCGUCUCAGCUUGUUUUGGAGGACUCCAGGACGCUUGCCGAUCAAAAGGUGGAGAACGAUGCGAUAGUGGCGUUGUGUUUGAAAACAUCAGAUCCCAGGGUGCAUCGUAUUUCCACUGGACUGCGGCCCCCACCAGAUCCGAAGCUGUAUGAGAUACCGGAGCCUCGCACGCCGAAAAAGCCUUUGGAGGGUGAGGCAGAGGAAGUCAAACUUGGAGAAGACGGACAGCCUCUUCCCCCUCCGCCCCCUGAACCAGUCCUGCUUGAGCGUGCCAUGUCAACCGUUUUGCGUACACCAUACAAACCACCGCCUCCUACUCCUGAAGAGAUUGCCAAGAAGGAGGCGUCUGACAAAGAGGCCGCUAAGCUAGAAGCCGCUAAAAAAGGUGUUAAGGAUGACCCCAAGAAGCAAGGUUUGCAGAAGGAUGCGAAGGGUAGGACAGAUGCCAAAAGCGAGAAAGAAGACUCGAAAAAGGGAGGUGGAAAGAAAGAUGGAGGAAAGAAAGGAGAGUAUAAUAAGAACGAAAAGAAAGAGGCUGCGAGCAAAGGGGCGGGAAAGAAGGGUGCUGCUGACAAAAAGAAGGGUAAAAAGAAGAAGGGUGCAAAAGAUGAAAAGAAUGAUAAGCCAGAAGUGGAAGAGAUUCUUCCUCCUCCAGACACCGGAGUCUGGGAGGACAUCUGCAUUGACAGACUAACUGAUUACGCCACCCUCAUAGAUUCGGACUGAGUGAGUAGAAUUGAAGAGUUGUUGGUGUCGUCAAUCUUCAUCUCAAUAUUUGCAUUUGAGAUCCAGAUACCGCUGAUUUCAGCCCAUAUGAGGUCAAAGUUCACAUGGUCAGCUGAAGAAGAGUUUCCCUCGGUGAUUAGCCAGAUGCUGGCCUAAAAGCAUGACAAUGUGUUGUCUGUACUGUAUGGCCCUAGUAUGGAUGCUGAUCUUGAGCUGAAGAUUCCACUCGAUGGUAGAUACCAAAUCUGAGAGAUUGAUACUGUUACUAACAAAUUACAAAUUUGUAACACCUGCUGGCCACUUACAUCGGGAAAAGGAGGAGGUUUGCACUUCAGACAUUUUCAGAUCGCCCAAGUGGAAGUUCGACCCUUUCGUGAUGUUUGCUGUAAGUCAGCCCUGCUUGGAACGAGAUUUUUUGCCAUCUUCAUAGCAUGUCAAGGCUUCUGGACACUCUAGUAUUGUGAUGAUGCCUGGCAUCAAAGUGCGUCUGCUGGUCCAUUUCGACAGGUUAGACCCUUCAAAGGGUUUCUUCUAGGAGGUUUCUUAGGUAUUUGUGAUAAGGAGCUAUUACAUUAAUAAAAUACAG